Messenger RNA from Homalodisca vitripennis (glassy-winged sharpshooter), 1701 nucleotides. Its product is annotated as tyrosine-protein phosphatase non-receptor type 9-like. The record is from RefSeq and is a predicted model, not a curated record. Gene Ontology annotation, biological process: protein dephosphorylation. NCBI's taxonomy places the organism in Eukaryota, Metazoa, Arthropoda, Insecta, Hemiptera, Cicadellidae. Gene Ontology annotation, molecular function: protein tyrosine phosphatase activity.
UGCAGCCGACCAGAGACGAAUCAGGAGCAGCAAUUGCAGUGUUCACAGCCAGGAUACAUUCUCCCCAGCUAUCCUCGCACCAGACCACACUUCAGGGCGUGGUGUACCAGCUAGAUGUUGCGCUGGAGAGCGUUGACACGCAGCACAGCGGACUAGUCUUCAUCUACGACAUGUCCAACUCUAAGUACUCCAACUUUGACUACGAGCUCAGUCAGAAGAUACUCACCUUGCUCAAGGGAGGAUAUCCAGCCAAGCUGAAGAAGGUGCUGAUAGUAACUGCGCCGCUUUGGUUCAAAGCACCCUUCAAGAUCCUGAGACUGUUUGUGCGAGAGAAGCUCAGAGACAGAGUUUACACUGUCAGUGUUCCACAGCUGAGUUCACACGUGCCGCGGCAAGCUCUGCCCACCUGGCUCGGCGGCACUGUGGCGGUAACGCACCAUGUGUGGCUGCUACACUGCCUUAAGUCGAUGGCCAACGUGCAACAACGCAACGGCCUGACGGACGGCGACACACAACUGGGGGAGUGUGGGGAUGUCAAGGCGGGAGCAUCACCGGCCGCUUCAGAAGAGGAUGAGGAGGAGUUGGAGAUAACAGCACGGACUAACAACACUGCGGAGAUUUGGCAACGUGGGGCCAACGAUUCAGGUGCUGCAUCACCACUUCCCCCGCCGAGCAGUGCCAGCAGCGGGUUUUCGGACGACGACUCGCUACACUGUGACACGACACAGGGCCUGUCUGUGGAACAGCUAGUUGCCGCAGUACAGACCAAAGGCCGCAGUGGGCUGGUAGCAGAGUACAGUGAGAUCAAGGCUAGGCCGCCUGACGGCUCCUUCAACCACGCCAGGCUGAGACCAAACCUGCCCAAGAACAGGUACACGGACGUGUUGUGCUAUGACCACAGUCGAGUACUCCUCUCUCAGCUGGACGGUGACCCCACCACGGACUACAUCAACGCCAACUUCGUCGACGGCUACCGCCAGAAAAAUGCCUUCAUUUCCACACAAGGGCCGCUGCCAAGGACGACAGGUGAUUUCUGGCGCAUGGUGUGGGAGCAGCAGACGCUGGUGGUGGUCAUGACGACACGUGCGGUGGAGCGUGGCCGCGUUAAAUGUGCACAGUACUGGGCCGAGACGGAAGGCGGCACGCAAACCCACGGAUUGUUUGUUGUCACCACACAGGCGGUCGAGCAACACCCUGACUAUGUCAUCAGUUCGCUGCUUCUGCACAACACUGUGACGGAUGAGAGCCGAGAGGUAAGCCACUACCAGUUCACAUCAUGGCCAGACUACGGUGUGCCACUGUCUGCCUUGGCGAUGUUGGACUUCCUCCAGCGUGUGCGGCUCAGUCAGGCUGCCAUGUUGGCAGCACUGGGCGACACCUGGGCGGGUCAUCCACGUGGCCCACCCAUUGUCGUCCACUGCAGUGCUGGCAUUGGACGCACUGGAACGUUCUGUACACUGGACAUCUCCAUCUCACGACUGGAGGAGACGGGAAACGGUGGAUGUGAGGAAACAGUGGAACGGAUCCGGUCCCAGCGUGCCUUCUCAAUCCAGAUGCCAGAUCAGUACAUCUUCUGCCACAUGGCCCUCAUAGAGUACGCUCUGAGUAAGGGACUGAUACCCGCACCCGAUCUGGCAGGUUUUGACAACGGUCCCAGCGAGGACUCGGAGUAGAGACUUGCCAUAUCGCGCUCUACACUGC